CUCGUUAUCGUCACCAUCGCCCAUACUUAUCGUCACCAAUCUCGACUAGAAUGCCGUUGUCGCGUCGUGGAAGUGGAACUUUUACCUUGCCCAGCGGGCAGACUCUCGCCCAGCACACAAGGACCCAGGAUGAGGAAGCCUUGCCCCAUGCCACUAAGAGGACAAUGGCCGACCAUCUGCGAAGAUUCGAGACGCUGUUUACUUUGACCCCCCAGCGAAUGCGGAUAAUCGUAGAAGCAUUCAAGGAUGCUCUGGAGACUGGAUUAGAGAAACAUGAUCAGGAAUUGCCUAUGAUCCCCACGUAUGUGUUCGGCUGGCCGUCUGGAAACGAGAGGGGAGAGUUUGUGGCUAUCGACCUUGGCGGCACCAAUCUCCGCGUUUGUCUUCUCAAUCUCCAGGGAGAUGGCAAAUUCGAAAUCACGCAAUCCAAAUAUCGACUUUCCGAAGAACAGAAACAAGACGACGGCCAGAAGCUCUUCGAUUUCUGUGCUGAAUCCCUGCAAACCUUCAUCGAGGGUAACUCGGGCGAGGAUGGGAUUUUGCAACUCGCACCGGGACAGAAGCUCCCCCUCGGAUUUACGUUCUCGUACCCAUGCAAGCAGGAGAAGAUCGACCAUGGUGUACUAAUGCGGUGGACGAAAGGCUUCGUGGCUCCCAACACCGAAGGCCACGAUGUUGCAGAGAUGUUCCGAAAGUCUCUGGAGAAAUAUAAUCUCCCAGUUGAACUCAAAGCGCUCAUCAACGACACCACCGGUACCCUCAUCGCCUCCCGCUACGUCAACCCGUCCACAAAGAUCGCAUGCAUCUUUGGAACGGGCUGUAACGCUGCGUACAUGGAACGUGUGAAGGACAUUGGCAAGAUCAAGUACCUUGGAAUCGACGACGAUGUUGAAAUGGUAAUCAACUGUGAAUGGGGAGCCUUCGAUUCACACAAUCAUGAACACCUGCCCCGAACCAAGUACGACAUAAGUAUAGACGAAUCGUCCAGCAAACCAGGCCAGCAGACGUUUGAGAAACUUAUUUCCGGUCGUUAUCUUGGCGAAAUAGUCCGCCUUAUCAUUUGUGAGCUGAUAGAUGAAGGCGUGUUGUUCCUUGGACAAAACACAUACAAGCUUGAAGUCCCUUGGGCGUUUGACACUGCCUUGCUUUCCCUUAUGGAAAGUGACCCAACCGACGAACUGCUGAUGAUCAUUGGUAUUUUCUCCCAUUUCUUCGCGCUUGAGACGACGCUCGCGGAGCGCCAGUUCCUGAGGGCGAUUGCACGUUUGGUCGGACGACGGGCCGCACGUUUGAGCGCCUGCGGAAUUGCCGCAAUCGUGAGCAAGAUGGGGUACCUAGACGAAGGCUGUUCUGUUGGCGCAGAUGGUUCGUUAUACAACAAAUAUCCUGGGUUCGCCGAGCGAAUUCACGAGGGCCUUGUCGAUAUCUUUGGCGAGAGAGGAAGGAACAUUGUCACUCACCAUGCAGAGGACGGAAGCGGAGUGGGAAGCGCUAUCAUCGCCGCCAUGACCAAGCAAAGAAAGGAUGCGGGAAUAUACCCCGAUCUCUAAUUUCAGGCCUCAUGUUCUUUGUACACUACAGAUUGUUGAAUUUACGGACAUUUCGAUGCGC
Molecule: messenger RNA, 1611 nt
Organism: Coprinopsis cinerea okayama7#130
Lineage: Eukaryota; Fungi; Basidiomycota; Agaricomycetes; Agaricales; Psathyrellaceae
Product: hexokinase
Exons: 14
Coding region: 51-1550 (499 amino acids)
Biological process (GO): glycolytic process; intracellular glucose homeostasis; glucose 6-phosphate metabolic process
Cellular component (GO): cytosol; mitochondrion
Molecular function (GO): fructokinase activity; D-glucose binding; glucokinase activity
Source: RefSeq, a predicted model, not a curated record